AUGGCCAAACCCCUAAAGACAAUCAUCUUCAUUUCUUAUGUCACUCUAUUCUCCUCCCUUUCCAAAUGCAAAUCCGACCCCUUAGCAAAUACGACCACCACCAAAGGCUUCUCCACCGAUCUCAUCCACCGAGACUCCCCCGACUCCCCCCUCUCCGAUCCUUCACUAUCGCCUUGGCAGCGCCUCGCCCAGGCCAAGCAACGAUCCCUAGCCCGCGCGAGCAUCUUCACUGACCGGCUCAUGCAACGAAAGUCGAUUGAAUCAACCAUCAACGGCGUCCACGGAACAUACCUCAUCCGAUUCUCCAUCGGCACUCCUCCCCACCACACGAUCGCCGUCAUGGACACCGGCAGCGAGCUCAUAUGGACGCAGUGCGAGCCCUGCACGAAGUGCAUGAAGCAGCUGUUCCCAGUCUUCAGCCCGGUAUCCUCCACGACGUACAAGGAUGUGCGGUGCGACUCCCCACGCUGCGGCACGUUCGGGCGCGCGUCCGUGUGCGACAAGAGGCGGGAGAAGUGCGUCUACAACGUGCUCUACGGCGACAAUUCUUACUCCAGCGGCACCGUCGCUACGGAGACGUUCACUUUUGCAGAGAGUAGGGGUGGAGCGUUGCAUUAUUUCAACAACAUCCAGUUCGGAUGCGGACAUGACAACUACUUCCAUUUUGCAAGCACCAUUCCAUCUGGAAUUGUGGGGCUCUCCGGUGGAAAAUCCUCACUGCUUAGUCAAUUUGGUUACGACAGUUUCUCCUAUUGCCUCACAACAUACGAAGAUCGUAAAAAGGGGAGCAAGCUGCAUUUCGGCGAAGACGCUGAUGUCACCGGCAGAACAAUGGUGUGGACGCCGAUGACCGAGAUGAACGUCCCGGAUUUGUACUUUGUGACCCUGGAAGCGAUCUGA
This is a messenger RNA of Salvia splendens (bonfire salvia), 900 nucleotides long. Its product is annotated as aspartic proteinase CDR1-like. Gene Ontology annotation, cellular component: extracellular region. The coding region runs from base 1 to 900 and encodes 299 amino acids. NCBI's taxonomy places the organism in Eukaryota, Viridiplantae, Streptophyta, Magnoliopsida, Lamiales, Lamiaceae. The record is from RefSeq and is a predicted model, not a curated record. The transcript has 2 exons.